Cloeon dipterum is the source of this 2033-nucleotide messenger RNA. RefSeq lists its product as uncharacterized. NCBI's taxonomy places the organism in Eukaryota, Metazoa, Arthropoda, Insecta, Ephemeroptera, Baetidae. Bases 175 to 726 code for a protein of 183 amino acids. The transcript is spliced from 4 exons. The record is from RefSeq and is a predicted model, not a curated record.
GGGUAGCUGCUGUCGGCCGAGUGGCAGGGGUGCGUCGAGCAUCCGACGAGAAGGCAGGGCUGCACUGCCACACACCGAACACAAAAACCAGCCGCUCCGCAGGACAGACGCAACGCACCAGCCAAUUUUCAGUGGCAUGCCGCCAGGUUUCCAGUGGCACCCCUGAGGCUCAGCAUGCCCGACACGGCCUCCAAUGGAGCCCCCUACUCCGCCUCCCAGCAGCAGCAGCAGCAGCCGCCCCCGCUCACCAGGCGGAGGAGCAACGUGCCGCCCCAGCUGCCCCUCAGCCCAAGCGCUGACCUUCCCAAGACCACUAUGCCAGUGUCCUCGUCGCCGCCACCCUCUUACGAAGACGUUCUAGCAGAGAACCGUUUGGUGGCGGCAAGGGAGGCAGCAGCGGCCGCCAGUGCGUCGGCGGAGGCGUGCGGAUGCUCCGAGCAGGCGAGAAGCAGCAGUACAGAGAAGCCCGUGCCCACCGUGGGUCGCACCGGCCCUUUGCAGAUUCAGCACAAAUCGAGCAAGGCACUCUACAGAGCCGUGGCUGCCCAGUGGGGUCUUACUUGCAAGAUGAGUGACAAGUGUCGCUGCCUCGAUUGCCAGGGUCGUUAUUUCGACUGCGAAUUUGAGCAGAGCGAGCAGGAGAAGACGGACGGCGGACUGGGGGCUAGCACCCCGAUGUUCAUAUCCGACGUGAUGGGUGGCUCUAUCGGCUGCACACUACUCUAGACUGCUAACCGAGGAGACGAGAGAGAUGCAUGUGUUUAUGGUCCGUUGUGCUGGAGGCAGUGAUUGCGGGCAGCUGGCCCCAAGGCGGCGACAAAACUGCCAAACGCAACCAGAGGAGCGACAGCGCCCGCCAGGCUGCCUAGCGCGCAAGGGGCGAGUUCCACUCGCUAUGUUUGUACGAGAGGUUUCAAGAGAACGAAUGUACAAAAAAAGAAAGAUGUUUGUGCAUGUGUGUUUUUAACCGAGACGUUUUCGCGAUUAAUAUUCGGUCUAUCGUGAAAGGUGUGGCAUGUAAUUUUAUUUUGACUAUUCGGAUCGGGGAAAAAUCAAAUUGAUUGGUUUACCAACUCUAUAUUGACUGUAGCUUGUAAGGAGAGGAGCAGGUGCAGCUCUGCUUUUAAUUAAUAUAACUAUAUGCGCCCUUUCAGUUGCGUGUCAGCAGGAAUCCUAAGCCUGAUUUGCAUCUUGUGUAAAAAUGCUUAUAUCUAUUUUUAAAGAUUAAAAGUACCGAAAUUUAUUUUCAACUUUUAAUAAGCACUUGAAUUUCAUUUUCAGCAGUAUGCAAAUCGAUUCCUGAGGGCUAUAUUGGGUUCGACAGAUGAAUCACAUAAUCGAAAACUCGACACGUCGAGUGAUCUAGCUGCCUAACCUUAAUUUACCCUAAGGAAUCGGUUUUGGCACUGUAUAAAAUGUAAUUCCAGCGCUAAUAUUUAACAGAAAAAACUCAGAUUCAGGUUGCAAAUUUUCAGCUUAGGAGUCCAGGCCCUGUUUAAGUAAUAUAUUUAAUGUACGCAUAUAUUGUGUAAAUUUAGAUGCGAUUAACUCCAGCAAAAAGUGUACAACCUUGUGUAUCUCAUAAAUGAAAACUGACCAGUUUCCUAUGAUUAUAAAGCAAAAAACAAAAAGAGACAACUGCUUGAAAUGAGAAAGCUAAAGGCCUAAAACUCAAUUGAAGACACUCCAAGAUGACACACCGUUAUUUAUAUGUAAAUAUUAGAGGAUUAAACUCUCUUACCAACGCAGUUUAUAAAGGCGUAAUAAUUCUUCGCUGUUAUAUUUGAAGCAACCUCAACUUUGCAGCAAAAAAACGGGUAAUUUUCUUAUGAUCGUCGGAGGUUUUAAAAGUCGCAAGCAGUGCACUUCAUUUGCCAAGAUUAAAACUCAUCGGGAGCUUGCGUGAAGAUGAUUUAAGAGCUUUGAAUAUUUCAUAGCAGCAGUGAGUUCAAAAUCUUAACAGAUAUUUUUAAUGUUUCCCCUAAUUGUAUAUUGUGGAAAUGAAUAAAUAAUUCAACAAGUACUGGAAUACA